Messenger RNA from Phragmites australis (common reed), 1350 nucleotides. Its product is annotated as haloacid dehalogenase-like hydrolase domain-containing protein Sgpp. Bases 233 to 1048 code for a protein of 271 amino acids. The transcript has 5 exons. The record is from RefSeq and is a predicted model, not a curated record. Lineage: Eukaryota; Viridiplantae; Streptophyta; Magnoliopsida; Poales; Poaceae.
AGAGACCAUCCGUUGCCACUUGUUACAGCCACAGGCCGGCCGGAGGCAGAGGAGCACAAGCCGCCAACGCCUCCGCGGUCGUCGUACGCAGCCUCACGCGUCCCAUUUGCAUCAGCCAUCUCCGAGCGCCGCUGGCUGAGCCAUUCAUCGUCCAACAGGGAGCACGGGGAAGUUGUCCAGUCUCCCUCUCCUCCCGCUGGUGGACGGACGAAUCCAAUUCGGCAUCGCGUAUAUGCUGCCUUUCGUGUUUCGUCCUCGCCUCCUCUCUAUAUCAGCGCCAUCUUCACGCACCAGCAGCACCAGCGCCAGCGCCAGCGACAGUGUAGGCUUCAGCGGAAGAGAGGAGAGGAAGAAGAGGCGCACCUGCACUUCUUGGAGGAUGAGCGCGGCUACUCCAGCGCCGGCAGCCAUGCCGGCCGGCAGUGGCAGCUCUCUGUCGAAGCUGGCGCCGCUGGAAGCCAUCCUGUUCGACAUCGACGGCACCCUCUGCGACUCCGACCCCAUCCACUUCUGCGCCUUCCGCGAACUCCUGCAGCAGGUUGGUUUCAAUGAUGGCGUUCCCAUCACCGAGGAGUUCUACAGCGCCACCAUCAGCGGGGGGCACAACGACGACCUUGCAAGGGCGCUGUUCCCGGACAUGGAUCACGAGAAGGCGAUGAAGUUCAUGGAUGACAAGGAAGCGUUGUUCAGAAAGUUGGCACCAGGACAGCUGAAGGCUGUGGAUGGACUGCACGAUCUAUGCAGAUGGGUAGAAGACCGCAACCUGAAGCGCGCAGCGGUGACAAACGCUCCAAGGGCCAACGCCGAGCUCAUGCUAUCGCUUCUUGGGCUCACCGACUUCUUCCCGGCGCUCAUCAUCGGAAGCGAGUGCGACAGGGCCAAGCCGUUCCCUGAUCCUUACCUCAAAGCCCUUCAGCUCAUCGACGCAUCGCCUGAGCACACCUUCAUAUUUGAAGUAUGCAGGACUCUGCGUCGGGGAUCCGAGCUGGUGUGGCUGCAGGCGUGCCUGUGGUUGGUCUCACGACGAGGAACCCUGAGAAGGCGCUGAAUGAUGCAGGAGCGAGCUUGCUGAUAAAAGAUUUUCAGGAUCCAAAGCUGCUGUCCGUGCUUGAAGAACUCGAACCCACGGCUGCAGGAUCGUUGCAGACGUAGAAAGGGCAUAUCCUUUGCCAGUGUCAGCGACUCAGCGGUUCGUUCACAGAGAUGAAUGAUUCUGCAGUUACCUUGCACGAUAGAAUAACUCUGGUUUCCCGGUUGGAAAUUGGAAGCAGGGAUUUCAAUUUCGUUUUAUAAUUUUUCUCGUUCAUCGGCGAAAAGACCGAAAUUCGUGAAACAUUUUUCGUCCUCUUC